UGGCCACGGCCACAGCUAUGGCCCUGGCCCUGCAAGCGGAGACGGAGGCAGCCCAGGGCGUCCUUGGCUCCUUUCUGCGGGACUUCUCGGCGCCGCUGGGCCCGGAGGAGCCGCCGCCCUGGAGCCCGCAGGGCAGCGGCGCGCUGAGCAGGGCGGAGGCGCGGGGCGAGCUGACCGAGCUGGCCAGAGGCCUCCUGGGCGCCAGGAAUGCACCCCCUCUUCUUACAGCAGCACUGAUCCAUGCAGCAACUGAUGAAGUGCUACAAACUGAUCUGUCUACUUUUGAGAAGUCAGGUGUGGACGAAGAACAGGGAGACCAGCAGAGGUUGACCUUGCUGGAUGGAGUUUCCUUGCAACGUUAUUUCUUUAAUAAGCUCCGGGACAUCUGCUGUGAAUGGCAGAAGCAACUGCCACUGCUGAGGCCACUGAAGCGCUUCCUCUUUGUUUCUAUCCAUGCUAUACGCAAUAGUCGCCGAAAAAUGGAGGACAGGCAUGUUUCUCUCCUGGAAUUCAACCAGCUCUUUGGCAUGACGGAUGACAUUGAUCGUGCAUACUUUGCUGUAUUUGAUGGCCAUGGUGGAGUGGAUGCCGCUAAUUAUGCAGCAACUCAUUUACAUGUUAACAUAGCACUCCAUGAUGAAUUCCUUAAGAACCCAUCUGAGGCCCUAAAAUGCUCUUUCCAGCAAACUGAUGAAAUGUUCCUUCUCAAAGCAAAAAGAGAGAGACUGCGGAAUGGCACAACAGGUGUGUGUGCCUUGAUUGUAGGGAACAGGUUACACAUAGCCUGGCUUGGCGACUCCCAGGUAAUGUUGGUGCGGCAAGGAAAAGCUGUGACCCUGAUGGAACCUCACAAGCCUGAAAGAGAAGAUGAAAGAACACGUAUUGAGGCACUGGGUGGCUAUGUAACGUACCUGGACUGCUGGCGGGUCAAUGGAACCCUUGCUGUUUCCAGAGCUAUUGGUGAUAUAUAUCAGAAGCCCUAUGUCUCUGGCAGCGCAGAUGUUGAUUCAUUUGAGCUGACAGGUUCUGAAGAUUACUUGGUGCUGGCCUGCGAUGGAUUCUUUGAUACUGUUAAACCAUGUGAUGUGGUGGACCUGGUCCUAGAUUACUUAAUGAAAAACAAAGGAGAUGGUCUCAAGACAGCAGAAAGACUGGUGGCUGCAGCAAAGGAAAAUGGAUCCAGUGACAAUAUCACUGUUCUAGUGAUAUUUCUAAGGGACCCCCAAGACAUCUUGGCAGACUUUCUCAGAGACCCUAAAAGCCUUGUGAUUAGUGAAGGUGCACAGGAUUCACCCUUUAACUUUUUUAGUUCUGAGACAAACAACCAGAGUGAUAGUCAAACAACAAGAUCUGCUUAAUCCAGGACUUUCAAAUAUUGUUCCACUAAAGAAUUUCUUUCCCCUGAAGAAGUAUGAAUGAGCAAAAUGUCAGGAAUAACAUGACAAAAAUUCAAAACACAAGAAUGUCAGAGUCCUCUCUCUGGUCCCCUCUUUAAACUGGUCCUCCCUGCUCAGAUGCAGCAAAAUAGACUUGAAGUUUUGUGCAGCUGCUUCUCCCCUUGAAACAGCAGUUUAAAGUUUUUGCCAGGGUUCUCAGUUCAUAUCCCUCCGUCCUGGAGGUGGUGGGGAACAUGCAUAUAAGCUAAUGGAGGAGAAUAAUUUAAAGUAGUGCUUUAAAAAAAUUACAGAUACUUAAUUGUUUUGUUACUAACAGGACUGGUGGGAGAACUGCCUCCAUUGCAAAGAAGCUGUUAUUGCUUAUGGUCUAUAUGAAUAGGUCCAGUGUUCUAGGGAAUUGGGUGUCCAGGAGUAGAUACUGUUACUGUCUAUAAUAUGCUGUUAGCUUCAUCACUUCGUACCAAAGAUGAUACUGUCGAAUGUGACCUCAUUUCUUAAAGAAAGAUAAUAAAUUUGCGUGUGCUCAUGUGGGUGGGAAAUAAAACUGGAUACUUCAGGAGAAGAAGAGGGCAAAUUAAGAAAGACCCAAACUGAAAGAGAUUGCAAUCCAGCUACCUUUUUGGGAUGUUCUGGACAAUGAAUCUUAAUCCAAUAUUUACUUGCGCUGCUAUAGGAAAAAAAUAACCUUAUCCUAAAGCUGGGUUAUUUCCCCCAACCAUGCACUCUUUAUUGGUUAUUUGCUAACCUGAAAAAGGAACAACAUUUAUUGAUGGUGUUUGAAAAAGGUCCAGAGAGAAUGUGUAUGUUCUCUGCCAGUUGAGUAGGCUCUGUUGCUGCCACAUUUUUUUUUCAUGGUGUGCUAUAAACAAAAUUACAUAUUUUAUUCUUAUUAUAAGUUUGCAGAUUUUUUUGUGAAUUUGCUGAUCUUCAUAGUUGGGCAAACUGUUUUUGUAGUGUGACUGUAUUUUAUUGUGGGUUUUAUUUAAAAUAGGAUUUAAAAAUAUAUAAUUUUUUAUUGUCAGUAGUUUAAAAAAACUGGCUACCCUCAAGUGCCUUAAGUGUUUCAUCCAAGGAUGGAAAUGGCUGUCUUUCUAUCUUAUUGUAUUGAGCCUGGUAUAAUAUUUAAAAAGUGUGAUUUUUUUUUUGUUUGUUUUUGUUUUGUUUUAAUUGUAUAAUAUUACUAUGUUUAAAGCACUUAGAGCUCUUUCAUUUUUCUGUGUGAUUGAGCAGGAACUGUUUUUCAGGAAUGCUUUUUUUUUUUUUUUUUUUCUUCCAUGCAGUGUCGCCAGAUCUUGUGAUUUUUUUUAUCAUAAGUCUCAAUAUUUGCCAUUUUCUUAAAUGCCUCAACUGAUAUCAUCAGCCU
This is a messenger RNA of Gavialis gangeticus (Gharial), 2760 nucleotides long. RefSeq names its product protein phosphatase, Mg2+/Mn2+ dependent 1F (gene PPM1F). Lineage: Eukaryota; Metazoa; Chordata; Crocodylia; Gavialidae. Gene Ontology annotation, biological process: protein dephosphorylation; negative regulation of protein kinase activity. Gene Ontology annotation, cellular component: cytosol. The coding region runs from base 18 to 1358 and encodes 446 amino acids. Gene Ontology annotation, molecular function: protein serine/threonine phosphatase activity; cation binding. The transcript has 7 exons. The record is from RefSeq and is a predicted model, not a curated record.